CAAAAAAAGCACUCAAACCACUACUUUCGCAGUACUCUUUCUGCCAGCCUUGCACAUCAUCAUCCCCACUUCCACCUCCCCAAAUUCAGACCCGUUUCCGCCUCUCUUUCUCUCUCUCUCUCUCUCUAGAUCACCGCCACUUUCUCUCUCUAAUUCUCCCACCCCUUCUCUCUUUCUAACCCAAAUCCACAGCUACAGUCCACAUUCAUCCACAACCUUCAACACAAAUCUCAAAGAAAAGAACAAAAUUCAAUUAAUCAGAAAUGGAUGAAGACGACGGAGGAGGAGAGGAGUAUCUGUUCAAGGUGGUGAUAAUCGGAGACUCAGCAGUGGGCAAGUCCAACCUCCUCUCUCGCUACGCACGGAACGAGUUCAACGCCCACUCCAAGGCCACCAUCGGAGUGGAGUUCCAGACCCAGAGCAUGGACAUCGACGGCAAGGAAGUCAAGGCCCAGAUUUGGGACACCGCCGGCCAAGAGCGCUUCCGCGCCGUCACCUCCGCCUACUACCGCGGCGCCGUCGGUGCCCUCAUUGUCUACGAUAUCAGCCGCCGUACCACCUUCGAUAGCAUCGGCCGGUGGCUCGAUGAGCUCAAGACUCAUUCUGAUACAACUGUGGCGAUGAUGCUGGUGGGGAACAAAUGUGAUUUGGAGAAUAUCAGGGCUGUGAGUGUGGAGGAAGGCAAGGCCCUUGCAGAAGCAGAAGGAUUGUUCUUUAUGGAGACAUCUGCCCUGGAUUCAACAAAUGUCAAAAAGGCCUUCGAGAUAGUUAUUCGGGAGAUUUACAACAACGUCAGCAGGAAGGUCUUGAACUCUGACUCUUACAAAGCAGAAUUAUCAGUCAACAGGGUAAGCCUUGUUAAUAAUGGUACUGAUGGAUCCAAGCAAACUCAGAGCCACUAUCCUUGCUGUUCCAGGUGACUAAUUUCCAAUGGUUCCGCAAUUGUGUACAAUUUGAGUUUUUUUUUUUUUUUUUGGAGGUUGGUUUGUUAAUUUGAUUUGGUUUGUUCUUUUAUUUGUUUUUUGAUGGAUAUUGUGGAGGGGUUUUAUAGUUACAAAUAAGAUAAUAUAGUGUCUUGUGAAAUUAGAAAUUCAAUAUUUGUCAUUUAUUCAAAGGAAAUAUUUGAAAUGAAGUUUUCUAGUUCUUGAUACCAGUAAGAUGUAAGGGCACAUUAUUUUGUUGUGAUUAUAUAAUUAUUUGCUUUAUUGUUUUAAAAA
Messenger RNA from Cornus florida, 1217 nucleotides. RefSeq names its product ras-related protein RABA5c. The transcript is spliced from 2 exons. NCBI's taxonomy places the organism in Eukaryota, Viridiplantae, Streptophyta, Magnoliopsida, Cornales, Cornaceae. Gene Ontology annotation, molecular function: GTP binding; GTPase activity. The coding region runs from base 264 to 920 and encodes 218 amino acids. The record is from RefSeq and is a predicted model, not a curated record. Gene Ontology annotation, cellular component: endosome.